Messenger RNA from Pseudozyma flocculosa PF-1, 516 nucleotides. RefSeq lists its product as uncharacterized. The record is from RefSeq and is a predicted model, not a curated record. The transcript is spliced from 5 exons. Lineage: Eukaryota; Fungi; Basidiomycota; Ustilaginomycetes; Ustilaginales; Ustilaginaceae. Bases 1 to 516 code for a protein of 171 amino acids.
AUGGCCGCCCAAGCACAGCAGGUUCAGCAGAAGGCUGAGUACUACGUCGCCCAGAUCGACAAGGAGCUCUCCAAGUACCCUCUCUUCAACAAGUUUGAGCAGACCGUCCCCGUCCCCAAGGCGUACGCCGCCAUUGGUGCCUUCGGCCUCUUCGUCCUGCUCGUCUUCUUCAACAUCUUCGCUGGCUUCCUGACCAACGUCGUCGGCUUCUUCCUGCCCGCCUACUUCUCGAUGAAGGCGCUCGAGACGCCCCAGCCCCAGGACGACAUCCAGUGGCUCACCUACUGGGUCGUCUUCGGCUUCUUCACCUUCCUCGAGAGCUUCUCGACCGUCAUCCUUUACUACGUUCCCUGGUGGUACACGAUCAAGACGCUGGCCAUUGUCUGGCUGAUGCUGCCCCAGACCCAGGGCGCCAAGAUGGUCUACUCCAAGGUCCUCAGGCCCGCGUUCCAGACCAGCCGCCAGACUGUCAACCAGCCCGCCGCUGCUGCUCCCAGCACCGCCGAGACCAACUAG